GGCAGCUGGCUCGAUCUGUCAAAAAGCCAACAUGUGUUUCUGGUGGAUACUUUGCUGAAGCUCCGAAGAGAGCCUUGGUGCCAGUGCCGCCUCCAAUGCCACCAGCUUCAGGGCACGGCCUGUCUGGUGCCCUCAAUCCCUUGGAGAAGCGCCGCCACAUGGUUGCUGCGCAGUUGGCCAAAAGCAACCCCUCUCGACUUGCUCGGUCAAGACGGCCGCAGCAUUUGAGCAGCGAUGUGGUGCCUGCAGCCUUUGCAAUUGAGAAGGUGCCCUUCAGUCAGGAGGAUGUGGCAGCUGUUCCAACCGCCACGCUAACAUUGCCGAAAUUGCAGACGGCGCCAGGAAGCAACGUAUUUCCGCAGAUGCCCACAGGGCUGUACGACAAGGACAUCCCGACAGCUCCCCUGGAAGUGCUACUGAAGGAUGGCCUCCGGGAGGAAGAUCCAGUUGACCAGAUUGCAUUGCUGGGCCAGUGCGACAGUGCGGGCAUCAGCUUGGCGCCUCCGCCAUCAGAAGGAUCCAAACGACCUGGCUCUGCCCCAAGACAGCUCUGCGGGCCGCAGGAGGGUCCAACGCCGCCGUCCACAGCACCGACGGGCGAGUUCCAUUCCACCGCCAGCAGCUUGCCAGAGGCAUUCAGCGACUGUGCCACAGCGAGGUUUGAGAACUCUUUCGCGCACGGUCACGCUGGGGUAUUGCGAGUGGCCCACUGA
Molecule: messenger RNA, 713 nt
Organism: Symbiodinium pilosum
Lineage: Eukaryota; Dinophyceae; Suessiales; Symbiodiniaceae
Source: the annotation of a GenBank genome assembly